Molecule: messenger RNA, 1583 nt
Organism: Paramuricea clavata
Lineage: Eukaryota; Metazoa; Cnidaria; Anthozoa; Malacalcyonacea; Plexauridae
Source: the annotation of a GenBank genome assembly
AUGUUUAAUAUCUUCAUCCAGGGGCCUCCCGGUCCGCCAGGUUCAGUUGGCGUCAAUGGUAAAGUUGGAUUCAAGGUAUAUUUAUCGUUGUUUAACCAUCUUAUUAGUUUAGUACCACGACUACGCUAUAAAUCUCUCUCGUCAUUCUUUAUCCUUUAAUUAUUAACCCAUUGAGCGCUAGCACUCUCCGCUUGAUGAGCAAAAUCGUCUUUCGUAUGACAGUAAAAUAACAAAAUAGUGUGUAUCAGGGCGCAAUGCAACUCAAUGAGUUAACUAGACACAUGAGCAGAUAGUCUGAUUAACCAUUGAGUGCCAGCGCUCACCUCGUUCACGAGUAAAAUCGUCGUGGACGAGUGAAAUCGUAAACAGAGUAAAAUAACAAAAUAGGACGCAAUGCAAAACAAUUCCUGAUCUCAAACAAGAAAAAGGACUGUUCCUGAAAAGGACAAAAAAGGCUGUUCCUGUUUCUAUUUCUUGAGAAGCUGCCUUUUCCGGAUCGCAAAAUAGCUAAACAGCGUGCGAGAUUUCCCAACUCGUAUAUGACACUAAUUUCGUAUUCCAUUCUUUGCAUCUAAAUUAUUUCGUAGGGUAUGCCUGGUGAUUUCGGUAUUCAGGGGGAUCAAGGACCUCCAGGAAUUAUUGGUGUAAUUGGUUACGCCGGACCUCCAGGAGAGAAGGGAACUAGGGGCGAGAAAGUAAGUCACACUUUUGUCAGAAUACCUUAGCUCGUAUCCAAGAAUGAUUAUAUACCGAGUCCACAAAACAUACUGUUUCCCUGGGUCAUAGUCAAUCAGUGUUAUUUGUCUGACACGAAACAUCAAUCCUAGUACCAAGCAGUUGGAGAUUCGAUUCAGGCUAAUUUAGGUAUUUAACUCAGCCAAUGCUCGUGAGGUUAUAUUCAAACUAGAUUCUCUGAUCAGAUAAAUGAUUGCAUGAAUUGAGGUGAAAGUUAUGUUUUCAUUUAAUUUGUUUCUUUCAAAACAAAUUUGUUUGUUUCAUUUCUUAUGUCUUAAUCGAUAAGAUUACCAGGGGUAAUCUUAUCGAUUAAGACAUAAGAGAGUAUUUUAUGUUUAGGGUGAUGGUGGAUCAGAUGGUGAGGUUGGACUGGGUGGACCACGAGGGCUUCGGGUAAGACUAAUGAUUAAAAACCAAUACCAGCUGCCAAUGUCAAAAAGUGAAAAACAAAAUACAAUCCGAAGAUUAGUAUCUUGAACCUCAAGAUGGGAGUCAAAACAAGAUGAGAAUGAGUUUGUGAUAUUUCGAUUUCAUUUCAAGAUCAUCAUCAGACUAACUGAAGUUACAUAUAUACAAGAUGUGGAUUGAAAAAUGUGAUCGCAUUUCUUUGUCUCUCUCAGUCCCUUGUCUCUCUCAGUCCCUUGUCUCUCUCAGUUCCUUGUCUCUCUCAGUUCCUUGUCUCUCUCAGUCCCUUGUCUCUCUCAGUCCCUUGUCUCUCUCAGUUCCAUGUCUCUCUCAGUUCCUUGUCUCUCUCAGUUCCUUGUCUCUCUCAGUCCCUUGUCUCUCUCAGUCCCUUGUCUCUCUCAGUCCCAUGUCUCUCUCAGUCCCUUGUCUCUCUCAGUCCCUUG